Molecule: messenger RNA, 1987 nt
Organism: Oncorhynchus nerka (sockeye salmon)
Lineage: Eukaryota; Metazoa; Chordata; Actinopteri; Salmoniformes; Salmonidae
Product: tropomyosin alpha-1 chain
Exons: 9
Coding region: 298-1143 (281 amino acids)
Biological process (GO): muscle contraction; actin filament organization
Cellular component (GO): actin filament
Molecular function (GO): actin filament binding
Source: RefSeq, a predicted model, not a curated record
CCCAUACAUAGUCUUAUCAACGGUAAAAUGUACUGGAUCAGCGAAUCGCCGAAGAGAGCCAUAACAAAUGCAGGCCCAGCGGAAGAGAGCAGCUGCCGUUGUUUCCCCAAAAAGGUUUUGGUAUCCAUGGGGAUCUAGUAACUCCUCUGCUAUAGUGCAUAUUUGACAAGCUACAGUCGGCUCGAGCUUGCACUCCAGCUUCACGUUCAGUGUGGUUUAGACGCGCAGAGCUUCUCAGCGUUUUAAUUCAGUUUGUUUUUUGUCAGUUGGUGAGGCCACCCCAACAACACAGCAGUCAUGGACGCCAUCAAGAAGAAGAUGCAGAUGCUUAAACUAGACAAGGAGAAUGCCCUGGACAGAGCUGAGGGAGCUGAGGGAGACAAGAAGGCAGCGGAGGACAAGAGCAAACAGCUUGAGGAUGACCUGGUAGCGCUGCAGAAGAAGCUGAAGGGAACAGAGGAUGAGUUGGACAAGUACUCUGAGUCUCUUAAGGAUGCCCAGGAGAAACUUGAACUCGCCGAGAAGAAAGCCACAGACGCCGAGGCUGAUGUAGCUUCCCUGAACAGACGUAUCCAACUGGUUGAGGAGGAGUUGGACCGUGCUCAGGAGCGUCUGGCCACAGCUCUGACCAAGCUGGAGGAGGCUGAGAAGGCUGCUGAUGAGAGUGAGAGAGGCAUGAAGGUGAUUGAAAACAGAGCAUCGAAGGAUGAGGAGAAGAUGGAGCUGCAGGAGAUCCAGCUGAAGGAGGCCAAGCACAUCGCUGAGGAGGCUGACAGGAAAUACGAGGAGGUCGCCCGUAAGCUGGUCAUUAUUGAGAGUGAUCUGGAACGUACAGAGGAGCGCGCUGAGCUCUCUGAAGGCAAAUGCGCUGAGCUUGAGGAAGAGUUGAAGACAGUCACAAACAACCUGAAGUCUCUUGAGGCUCAGGCAGAGAAGUACUCACAGAAGGAGGACAAGUACGAGGAGGAGAUCAAGGUUCUCACAGACAAGCUAAAGGAGGCUGAGACCCGUGCUGAGUUCGCUGAGAGGUCCGUGGCCAAGCUUGAGAAGACCAUUGAUGAUCUGGAGGACCCUCUGUACCGGCAGCUUGAGAAAAAUCUUCUUCUUUCCAAUGAACUGAGAGUGGUGUUAAAUCAGGAUUAAACUAUUACUGGAUGUGUUGUGAAAUUAGCACUGUGCUCAAAUUAGAAGAAAGGCACUUUUCAUUUGUGGCGCAAAAUGAAAAUACCCUUAUUGUCUUGGCAUGUCAUUGGCCGUAGACAUUUGUCUGAUGCUGUGAUGGAAAUAUAGGUUAAUGUGUGUUUCUGACACAAACCUAAGAGUGAGGCAAAAACAUAUACAUAUUGGAUAAUAUUUAUCGGGAAGAAUGAAUUGGACUGUAGUUAAUGCGGAGCAUCAGAGAAAUGAAAUGCAUGUUCACAUUGCAGGUGAAGAGGGCAGGUUUCACAGACUCACAGAUGGAUUUUAGUUUAGUUAACCAACAUCUGGAAUUUUUAUUUCAUGAACAGCAAUUUGAUUUAGAUAACAUAAACUGGAUCACUGUCUAUAAGUCUAUGACUGAAAGAUUGUCCAUUGUACAGGAGUAAUUCUGGGCAUAACCUGGGUCUGUGAAACUGACCCACAAUGUAUGAUAAGGCUUGAUAUGAGUGUGCAUUAUAACAAUAUCUACUGACUGUGGUUGACUAAGGAUAUACACAGGGACCACCUUUUAAUGUUUUAACUAUAACAAUCUUCAUUCAAUAUUAUUGGGUCUGUGAAACUCUUGGUUAAGUCAUUUUCAUUGUGGUCAAAAAUUAUAGUCUGCAGGCUUCAUUUUUAUGUUCCACACAUAGUGAUGAAUUUAACAUGUUUAAUGGUACUGUAUAUUGACAGACAAACUCUAUCAGGCUAAUGAUGAGAACUUUGAUAUGUGUCAAAUGUUGGAUCAGACACCCAUCAUGAACCUCAAUAACAUGCAACAACAUGGUCCAUUAUCACACAAGACUGU